AUGAGUAAACCAAAGUCGGCUAUUUCAAGUCUCUCUCCAAGUAAGGAGAUGAUGGACUUAAAGUCUUUAAUGCGCCAGAGAACUGUUGCAAAAACCAGCAUAGUGCGCAUAAAAACUGGCCUCCUUGAAAAGACCAUGUCGCUAGAUCCAAUCGAAUUGGAGUGCCGACUCGACAUAUUGAACUCCCACAGCGAAAAACUCAUGAAAUGUCAGUCGAAAAUUGAGGAAAUCGACGAAGAAGACAUUGCCCGUGGAGAGUUAGAGGACUUAAUUGUAGAAACAAAGUCCAUUAUAAAGUCCAUUCUGGCGAGAAAUAAAUCGUCAAUUGCCGAAACAUCUUUUACUGCACCUCACAGCUCGCGACUACCAAAAAUGUCGUUACCUACGUUCAAAGGAGAAUAUUCCGAGUUUAAAAACUUUAUGAGUCUGUUUGAGAGUUUCGUGCAUAAUGAUCCCACAAUCCCGGAUAUUGAAAAAUUUAAUCAUUUAGUAUCAUGUCUAUCCGGUGAAGCCUUAGGCACAGUGAAGUCCUUCCAAAUGUCGGAAGAAAAUUAUCCAAAGGCGUUGGCAAGUUUGAGAAAGGUUUAUGACAAUAAAUGCCUGAUAUUCUUUAAUACAGUGUCUAAACUUUUUGAAUUGUCAAAAAUCCAAAGGCCUUCUGCGUCGUCUUUGCGAUCAAUGAUCGAUACAGUGUCUGCAGUAUAUGACUCCCUCUUAUCGCUGGGUGACGAUAAACUUAUUUCAAAUGCGAUGUUGAUUCACAUAGUCAUGUCGAAGGUUGAUCCCACUACUCGGUCAAAGUGGGAGGAGCAACUUGACUAUGAUAAGCUGCCGCUUUGGGCUGAGUGUGAAGCUAUGCUAAACAAGAGGUACCAGCAUUUAUCAGCUGAAGAAGCUUCCUCAUCCCAACAAAGGCCAAAUAAUGAAGAUACGCGGCAGAAAACAAAAAAUCAACAACUGCGACACUCAAAGACAACAUUUAUCGCGACAAAUUCCAAACUGCCGACUUGCCUUCACUGUGGUUCCAAGGACCAUUAUUUGACAGCUUGUCCAAAAUUCCAAGCGCUUACUGCACUUAAAAGAUUUGAAUUAGCAAAAUCUAUUUCCCUGUGCAUAAAUUGCUUGCGCAAGGGACACACGGUCUCAAAGUGCAAAGCAGAUCGCUGUGGUGUAUGCAACCGUUCGCAUCACACCAUGUUGCAUCAAUAUCCGAUCUCCUUUGAGACCGAGCCGCAACCUUCGACGUCACAGGCCAUGCAUAUUAGCAGCCUGCCUGACCGAGUCAUGUUAGCUACAGCCGUAGUUAAUGUAAAGGCCAGCUCCGGUGUUUACGUGCAAGCGCGAGCCCUACUUGACUCCGGUUCUCAAGUCCAAGGCAAGCUUAAAACUUAUAUAAAAUCGAGGAUCAACAAUUUUGAAUUUUCGGCGGACUUUUGGGUAAUGCGUUCGAUAUCAGUCAAUCAUCCAGAUCGGGCUGUAAACACAAAUGGCUGGAAAAUCCCACAAAAUAUUGAACUAGCUGACCCAAGUUUCUACAAGUGUCAGAAAAUAGACAUACUUCUAGGAGCUGAAAUAUUCUUUGAUCUGUUAUCGGUGGGUCAGAUCAGAACCAGCCCAAGGCAGCCAACGCUGCAAAAAACUGUGUUAGGCUGGAUAAUUUCAGGCAAGUAUGCCACAAAUAAUAGCUCCAGUGCCCAAGUAAGUAGCACAUUAUGUCAAUUUGAAGAAAACGUUGCUAGUAUUGAUACCACAAUCCGAAAAUUCUGGGAAUUGGAAGAAAUACCUGCACAAAUAAAUUCCACACGACUGACUCCAGAGCAGGCAAAAUGUGAGGAAUUUUUUUCGAAAACCACACAGGUUUUACCAUGUGGAAGGCUUCAAGUCAGACUGCCUUUCAAAACCGACCGUAAAUUACUCGGUCAUUCGUAUGAAACCGCAGCUCGGCGGUUUCAGGCGCUGGAGAGAAGGACGCUGAAAGAUCCAGUACUUCGUAAAAUGUACCUGGACUUCAUGCAAGAGUAUCUCGAAUUGGGGCAUAUGAGUCCAACAAAUAAUCGACUCCCGAGUGAGCCGCACUAUUUCAUUCCGCACCAGUGUGUGUUAAGACCGCAGAGCACAACUACCAAGUUGCGCGUAGUUUUUGAUGCUUCGAGUCGCACAUCAACACAAGUUGCGUUGAAUGAAACCUUAAUGGUCGGACCGAUCGUUCAAGAGGAGCUUUUUUCGACCCUCCUUCGCUUCCGAUUGCACAAAUAUGCCAUGACUGCUGACAUCACGAAGAUGUAUCGUCAAAUAUUGGUGCACGAAGACGACAGGAACUUCCAGCUCAUAGUGUGGAGACAGGAUCCAUCGGAGCAUUUGCAAAUUUUUCGAUUAAACACCGUAACAUACGGCACAGCGCCUGCACCAUUUCUCGCCACACGGUGUCUGCAAAUGCUAAGCGACAAAAAUAAAGCCAAAUAUCCACUCGGUUCCAAAGUCAUUCGGAAUGACUUUUACGUCGACGACCUAUUAACAGGAUCCGACAGUAUAGAAAGCCUCACCCAGAUACAACAGGAAGUAAAUAUAAUUUUAGAAUCGGCAGGCCUGAAAUUAGCAAAGUGGUUUUCCAAUCAUACAAGCUCAUCGAAUAGUGAGAGUCUCCAAAAAUUAUUGCAGCUCAGCGAUACCGACUCCACCAAAACGCUGGGAAUCCACUGGCAGCCGAAAGAUGACAUUUUUCGCUUCAUUCUGGAAGAUAAUUUUAGCGAGCUGCGAGCAACUAAACGUAAUAUUUUAUCCGUUUCCGCUCGCCUCUUUGACCCUCUUGGUUUAUUAGCCCCGCUAGUUACCAAAGCUAAAAUCUUAUUACAAGAGCUUUGGAUUCAAAAGCUAGACUGGGAUGAGUCGAUUCCAUUGCGGCUUGACACUAGCUGGCAAAACUUUAAAGCCAAUUUGUUGCAGCUUCCAUCAAUUAGCAUUCCUCGGUUCAUUGGGCGCCGAGGGAUGCCAGCCAAAAUAUACUGCGACAACGCGACGAACUUCGUGGGAGCAGAGAGGAAGCUGAGAGAGCUCCGGGAAGCCUUUCUGGCACAGAAAGAGGAGAUUCUCCAAUACGCCGCCGACGAAGGAUUCAUCGUCGCCUUCAUACCUCCGAGGGCACCCCACUUCGGCGGCCUGUGGGAAGCAGCAGUGAAGUCGGCCAAACAUCUGCUGGUGCGCGCCGUAGGCAACGCGCUGUUAACCGCCGAAGAAAGCGCAACGCUUCUCGUCGAAGUAGAAGCGGUCCUGAAUUCCCGACCGCUCGCACCACUCAGCAACGACCCCAACGACGGCGAGGCGCUAACGCCGGCGCAUCUACUAAUCGGUUGCCCCUUGCGAGCUUUGCCACCGGAGAAGGUACCCGUCAACCUCAGCCGCUGCUUAGAGAGAUGGCAGCUUGUUUGCUCUCUCAAGCAACAAUUUUGGCGCGCGUGGUCGAAGAGCUACCUUCUGGAGCUUCAGCAGCGCAACAAAUGGGUGCACCCGCAGCCCAACGUCCAACCAGGCCAACUCGUCGUCGUCCACGAAGACAACGUACCACCGCAGCAUUGGGUGCUCGGUCGAGUAACCGCAACCAUUCCCGGAGCGGACGGCAAAAUUCGAGUCGCAGACAUCACCACUAGGUCGGGUGAAGUACGACGCCCUAUUCACAAACUCGCCGUGCUGCCGGUGGAAAGCAAGAAUUGA
Molecule: messenger RNA, 3708 nt
Organism: Anastrepha ludens (Mexican fruit fly)
Lineage: Eukaryota; Metazoa; Arthropoda; Insecta; Diptera; Tephritidae
Exons: 3
Coding region: 1-3708 (1235 amino acids)
Biological process (GO): DNA integration
Molecular function (GO): zinc ion binding; nucleic acid binding
Source: RefSeq, a predicted model, not a curated record